AUGGUGAGUGCUCAAGCUCCUCGAUCGCCGCUCAUCCGAGCGAGCCACCUGUCAGUUCGUCGUCGCGCGCCGAGGGCAAGGCACUGACAUGUCAAAUACUCGUCCCAGGCGUGUUCCCAGGCGCGUCCCACGCCCACCUCAUCAUUGAAACCCGCCACCACCUCCACACCUCGGCAAACAGGGUCUGCAAUUGGUGCCGUGGAGUCCAAUGUCGCCGCUACCUUCCCUUCGGCGUCGUCCGUGUCGUCCGUGUCGUAUCGCCAUGCGGGCGAGAAACUCAAUCUCUACUGGACUCGCAUGCGCAACGAAUGGGAGCCCGCAUUGGCCACGCCAUACAACGAGACGGCCGAGUGGAUUGGCGAGCUCUGGUUGUCGGCUGUCAAUUACUGGCUGGUAGAGCUCGAACUCGGCAAAUCACGUGAUUACCUAGAGCGACUCGAUGACCCGCUCCUCGAAUGCGUAUUCGAAACCCUGGACAACGACGUGAGUAUGCUGUCGCGAACUUCUACCUUGCCCAGGAGCUGACAUCUGACCCACGGUGCGCCACUAGGACGAUGGCAAACCCUUUCGAAUUUUACGACCUCGAAGCAGUCUUAUCAAGCUUUACAGGUCAAGGAGCGCGGUUUCAGUCGACCUCAAAGGACCCCCUCCUUCGCAAUCGACGCGCAAAGCCACCAAGGUGUACGGACGCAGGACGAAGGAACAGGCCUCGCUUCACCCGUCUGGGAGCGACGGUUAUGACGACGAAGAGGACGAAGAGGACGAGGAGGACGAGGAGGAGCAUCGAGAGGGCGACGAGGACAGCGAUGAUGCUGGUGAUGAGGUGGACGGCGGCGGGGAGGAUGACGUUGGCCACGUUGUUGAUGACGAGAUGACAAGUUGCGACUCCGACGAUUCAUCCCUUUUGAAACGUCCUGCGUCUCGCAACAACAAUCCUACGUCAACCCAGCGCGAAGUCUUAGGGAAAGGGCCUGGCAAGAAGACGAAGAAGAAAUCGAUGUUGGCUGCGUCUCGUGCCAAGAAGCGUCGUAUCGAGACACAGCGUUCAGGUCCCGGAGCAACACUACCGCCCGUGAGUGUCAUGCUUGAGUUGCUGACGCCAUUGCGAAUGUGUCUGGCUCUGGCUGACAUGCCGGCACCUCCGGACUGUCUUUAGCCCUUCGACCAUGACGACAUCCUCAUAACUUGCAAGCGAUACUUUCUCUUCAAGACCAAUUGGGAAGACAAGGAUUAUAAGUAUCUGGUCGCAACCCUUGCGUCUGGGAGGGGUCUUGAGAUCCUUGGGGAGAUGAGUCCGGCCGACCGAAAACAAGCAAAGGUAAGCCUGUCGACAUUUCGCCCUCGUCGGAUUGGCAAGAAUGAAGGUUGCUGACCUCAUCCUUUACUCGGCUCGCAAGGCCCAGCUUCAUCGCGUCAUUCGAUCUAAAAGAUCUUCGAUCCUCCAUGCGACCCUCACCGCCGUGGCCCCGUACGCCAAGGCAUGGCUGCGCUCCGAAGCAGGGAAGACGUUUCUCGAUCAGACGUAGGUCACUCUGACGAUGCAAGCUCUACAACAUGAAGAUGUGGCGCUAAUACACCUCAAUUUAUAGGCCCACACGACCUCCCGCCGCACGCCGCAAGCGUGACUCUGGUCGAAGAAAGGAGAAGGGGCGCACGGACGAGGCUGAGGCAAACGAGAGACGCCGAUCCACCGAGUUCCCCCGACCCAUCAAGAUCAUGCCUUGGGUCACGCUCAAAAAGGCCAAGGCUAUAUUCUCAACUAAUCUCAAGGCCGUAGAUCGCGCCGUUCUCUCCGACCCGAAACUUCCAUACGCACACCGUUUGAAAUGCGCCGCCGCCGCCUGGAUCGCGGCUGAAGUGCCUCAUCAGAGGCGCUUGGCAGCCAAUGACGAGUCGGGUUCCAACGAGGUAGGUUUCAUGAUUCGAACUCGGUGCAGUUCGAUUGGCUGAGUGGAAUGAUGGGAGCGACACCGUGCAGGAACCGGAUCAGCAGGUGAAUUCGCCGGCUCGAUUGCCCGAAGAAAGUGAGCAGUUUCGCAGUUUUUGGGUUGACCGCUGCACGGCCGUUCCACGGGACUCCACCACCGAGGAUGGAAAUGUCGAUAGGUCUUUGCCAAAGGUCAACUGCUGGAUAGUCAAUGAAGACCGCCGGUGCGAAUUGACAUUGGGCGUCCCCGACGUUCUUCCGCCUCCAUUCAUGCAUACCGACCACAACGAGGAGGACGAUUCGGACGAUGACGAGCCCGUUGACGAGGAGCUGGAGCAGGAAAUUGUCGAUUUCAUAGAGUGGGAGCGUUCAGAUCCAAUAACGAUGGCUGACUGA
This is a messenger RNA of Microbotryum saponariae, 2323 nucleotides long. The record is from the annotation of a GenBank genome assembly. NCBI's taxonomy places the organism in Eukaryota, Fungi, Basidiomycota, Microbotryomycetes, Microbotryales, Microbotryaceae.